Messenger RNA from Arvicanthis niloticus (Nile rat), 1297 nucleotides. NCBI's taxonomy places the organism in Eukaryota, Metazoa, Chordata, Mammalia, Rodentia, Muridae. The record is from RefSeq and is a predicted model, not a curated record.
UAAAUGCCAUCUGGGUGGCUCCUCUGGGUUUUUGAGUCCAUCACCCAGUUCAGAUCAGUCAGAGGCCAAGGAGGAGAACAUGAUGAUGGACCUUUUUGAAACUGGCUCCUAUUUCUUCUACUUAGAUGGAGAAAAUGUGACUCUUCAGCCAUUAGAAGUGGCAGAGGGCUCUCCUUUGUAUCCAGGGAGUGAUGGUACCCUAUCCCCUUGCCAGGACCAAAUGCCCCAGGAAGCCGGGAGCGACAGCAGUGGAGAGGAACACGUUCUGGCGCCCCCAGGCCUGCAGCCACCCCACUGCCCGGGCCAGUGUCUGAUCUGGGCUUGCAAGACUUGCAAGAGAAAAUCUGCCCCUACCGAUCGUAGGAAAGCAGCUACCCUGCGCGAAAGGAGGAGGCUAAAGAAAAUCAACGAAGCCUUUGAGGCCCUGAAGCGUCGGACUGUGGCCAACCCCAACCAGAGGCUGCCCAAGGUGGAGAUACUGAGGAGCGCCAUCAGCUACAUUGAGCGUCUGCAGGACCUGCUUCACCGGCUGGAUCAGCAAGAGAAAAUGCAGGAGCUGGGGGUGGACCCCUACAGCUACAAACCCAAGCAAGAAAUUCUUGAGGGUGCGGAUUUCCUGCGCACCUGCAGCCCCCAGUGGCCAAGUGUUUCGGAUCAUUCCAGGGGCCUCGAGAUAACUGCAAAGGAAGGAGGAGCAAGCGUGGGUGCGUCAGCCUCCAGCAGUCUCCAGCGCCUUUCUUCCAUCGUGGACAGUAUUUCCUCGGAGGAACGCAAACUUCCCAGCGUGGAGGAGGUGGUGGAGAAGUAACUCAGCCAGCAUUUGGAACAUUCUUCACUCAGCAGGAAAACCCCUUUCAGCCUAAUCAUUUAGAUUAGGUCUCACAGACCCCAGAGUUUAUGAAAGGCAAGAGACUUAGUAUUAAAAAAGAAACUUCAAGUAAAAGUCCUUCGCCUUGGGGCUUUUAUUAUGAUAAAUAGUAUUAUUUUAUUAUGAUAAACUGCUAGUGGCUUAGCUCUAGAACCUUAAAUUUGUUUUUAGUUUGGCUGGUUUUUAUAACAGAUUAAUUUUUACUACGAUCACGUGACCCUUUCCCGUCAGUUGCAAACGAAGUUCAUUCCUGUCUAAAUCAAAGUGGGAACGUUUAAUCCUAAUAGUAUUUAAGGUACUUUUGUAAAUAGUCUUAGUACUUUUGUUUUUAUGUACAACUAAAGGAUAUAUUUUAAAUGUGGAAUUAAGCGUUGUAUAUAAAAUGUGUGAAGAUCCUGAUAUUGUAAUAUUAAAAUAUUAAUAUGUUUC